UCUCCGGCGCCCCGCACCAACAUGUCCAGCGCCUCCGGGUGAGCGCGGCCGCCCCGAGUCGGCCGUUGCUGGGCAUGCUCCCUGAGUGCCCCGCACCAAUAUGGCGGGCGUCCUCGCUGGGGUGACUCUAAUUCUCGGUUUUCGGCUCUAGCCGGCCGGUGCUCAUUUCUCUUCGGAAAGCUCUGAGCGCGUGGUGGGGCCAGGGAAAGGCAGGGUGGGUGCGGGGGUGAAAGGUGAGAGGGGACUGCAGGCAUCCAGGCCGGCUCCUGGCGGCAGGAAGAUGGCUGAGGGCCGGCGGCAGUCGCAGCCAGAUUCUUCGGAGGAUAUCCCUCCAGCCACUCAGAACUUCAUCAUUCCAAAAAAAGAGAUCCACACUGUUCCAGACAUGGGCAAAUGGAAGCGUUCUCAGGCGUACGCUGACUACAUCGGAUUCAUCCUCACCCUCAACGAAGGUGUGAAGGGGAAGAAGCUGAGCUUCGAGUACAGAGUCUCCGAGGCCAUUGAGAAACUGGUCGCUCUUCUUAACACGCUGGACAGGUGGAUUGACGAGACUCCUCCAGUGGACCAGCCCUCUCGAUUUGGGAACAAGGCCUACAGGACCUGGUAUGCCAAACUGGACGAGGAAGCAGAAAACUUGGUGGCCACAGUGGUCCCCACCCAUCUGGCAGCUGCUGUGCCUGAGGUGGCUGUUUACCUGAAGGAGUCAGUAGGGAACUCCACGCGCAUCGACUACGGCACAGGACAUGAAGCUGCUUUUGCUGCUUUCCUCUGCUGUCUCUGCAAGAUAGGGGUGCUGCGAGUGGACGACCAAAUAGCCAUUGUCUUCAAGGUGUUCAAUCGGUACCUUGAGGUUAUGCGGAAGCUCCAGAAGACGUACAGGAUGGAGCCGGCCGGCAGCCAGGGCGUGUGGGGCCUGGAUGACUUCCAGUUUCUGCCCUUCAUCUGGGGCAGUUCGCAGCUGAUAGACCACCCGUGUCUGGAGCCCAGGCACUUUGUCGAUGAGAAGGCCGUGAACGAGUGCCACAAGGACUACAUGUUCCUGGAGUGCGUCCUGUUUAUCACCGAGAUGAAGACAGGCCCCUUUGCAGAGCACUCCAACCAGCUGUGGAACAUCAGUGCCGUCCCCUCCUGGUCCAAAGUGAACCAGGGUCUCAUCCGCAUGUAUAAGGCCGAGUGCCUGGAGAAGUUCCCCGUGAUCCAGCACUUCAAGUUCGGGAGCCUGCUGCCCAUCCAUCCGGUCACGUCGUGCUAGUGCCCGCCCUCCCCCACCCCGGCUGUGGCCCCCUCCCCACCCCCUCCCUGUGUUCUUUCUGUUUGAUGAGAGGCUGUUUACUGGGGUGGGUGGUGAGCGUGGGCUUGAGGGAGGUUCAGGGCAUAAGGCUGAACGACCCAAGGUGGGAGAAGUGACCAAAGUGUGGCCAGUUUCCUGACUUGCCCUGUGGCGGACGGGCAAGGAGAGAGGGGCGGGUGCAGGGUCCCUGGGCCCCCUCUCCUCCCUGUUCAGUCCCAUUUGAGAGCAGGCUGUCCGGGCCACUGUGGGGAGGGAGGUGUGUGCAGUUGCCCUUGCUUUCCCUUGCCAGGUUGUCUUUCUAGGGGUUGGAGCAGCUGUUCCCCACGCCGGGGGUCAACUUCCCGAGCCCUGUUUGGGUGGGUGUCUGGGUGUCCUGAGGGCUGGACGCUGAGGCUGGCGGCCAGCCCGGGGGUGGGGGUGGGGGAAGCCUUGGCUGUUCUGGCCGGUGACCCUCCCAGCUCGUCCUCACGCCUGCCCGCUGGGCCCGUGGGCACCUGUGUCCAGUGCCUCAUCCUUGCUUUUCUGCUCUUUGGCUCUUGCUUCAAGGGUGGCCUCUGGAGGGCGCCGGCAGGGCUAGCUCACCGGCGGAUUGGGUGAGGCCUGCCUUUCCAGAGCUCUCCCUGGCUGGGAGGGGGUGGCAGAAGCUCUGAAGGAAGGGGGGUGGGCUCGGGGCCAGUGUGGCCGCGGGGAACCUGGGCUCACCCUCACGCCCCUCGCUGCUGCUGCUUCCCUCUAGCUGGGCGGUGGGUGAGUGCGCCGCAGGAGGGCUCCGAAAACAGCAGCCCACUCCCUUCGCCCUCCCACCGCCCGGGACUCUGCCUGCUGGAGUUCCAGAAUGGGCUCCGACGACCAGCAGGAGCUGGGCCGGGCAGGCCCACCUGGGGGGUGAGGGGGUGCUGGGAGCUGCAGGCCAGUUCCAGAAUGUUCUUCUGCGGGGGGCGCUGCUCCCAGGCCUGGGUCUCGCAGACUCUUCCCUGCCCAAGCCCAGGUCGGCCCGUCUCCACCGCCCCCUCCCCGUAUCUGGGUCCACACAGCCUUUGGGAAGGGGGAGCACCCGAGAAGCACAAUUCAGGGGCUUGGCCUUCAGGUCUAGGCCGACGGCCUGGGCAGAGGCUGGGACACGAGCUGCAGGAGUCACAGCAAUAGUUUUCCUAGGAAAGGCUCGGUCCCUCCCUCCCUCCCUCCCUCCCAGGGUCCAGACCGCAGCUUCCUGGCCCCUCCUUCCCUGUGCCCCCUGGGCCCCAGCCCUUGGCGCCUUCAUUGCUCUUCAGAUUAAAGCCUCUCUUUACACCUGUCA
Molecule: messenger RNA, 2588 nt
Organism: Globicephala melas (long-finned pilot whale)
Lineage: Eukaryota; Metazoa; Chordata; Mammalia; Artiodactyla; Delphinidae
Gene: PTPA
Product: protein phosphatase 2 phosphatase activator
Biological process (GO): mitotic spindle organization
Cellular component (GO): nucleus; protein phosphatase type 2A complex; cytoplasm
Molecular function (GO): peptidyl-prolyl cis-trans isomerase activity; protein tyrosine phosphatase activator activity
Source: RefSeq, a predicted model, not a curated record